Messenger RNA from Artibeus jamaicensis (Jamaican fruit-eating bat), 3259 nucleotides. RefSeq names its product EH domain containing 1 (gene EHD1). Gene Ontology annotation, biological process: endosomal transport; clathrin-dependent synaptic vesicle endocytosis. Gene Ontology annotation, cellular component: clathrin-coated pit; cytoplasm; plasma membrane. The transcript has 5 exons. Gene Ontology annotation, molecular function: molecular adaptor activity; protein binding; GTP binding. The coding region runs from base 149 to 1753 and encodes 534 amino acids. Lineage: Eukaryota; Metazoa; Chordata; Mammalia; Chiroptera; Phyllostomidae. The record is from RefSeq and is a predicted model, not a curated record.
CCGGCCCCUCCCCGCCCCUUCCCCGGCAGCUCCGCGUCCUCUCCGCCUCUCCACCCCUCCGCCGGCCGGGCCCCGCCUCGGCUGCCCGCCCUCUCCCUGCUCCCAGCCGCCGCUCUGUCCGGCAGCAGCCAGCCCGGUCUCCGGCAGCAUGUUCAGCUGGGUCAGCAAGGAUGCCCGCCGCAAGAAGGAGCCGGAGCUCUUCCAGACGGUGGCCGAAGGGCUGCGGCAGCUGUACUCGCAGAAGCUGCUGCCUCUGGAGGAGCACUACCGCUUCCAUGAGUUCCACUCGCCGGCUCUGGAGGACGCUGACUUCGACAACAAGCCCAUGGUGCUGCUCGUGGGCCAGUACAGCACAGGCAAGACCACCUUCAUCCGGCACUUGAUCGAGCAGGACUUCCCGGGGAUGCGCAUCGGGCCCGAGCCCACUACCGACUCCUUCAUCGCCGUCAUGCACGGCCCCACUGAGGGCAUGGUGCCCGGCAACGCGCUCGUCGUGGACCCGAAGCGCCCCUUCCGCAAGCUCAACGCCUUCGGCAACGCCUUCCUCAACAGGUUCAUGUGUGCCCAGCUGCCCAACCCGGUCUUGGACAGCAUAAGCAUCAUCGACACUCCGGGGAUCCUGUCUGGAGAGAAGCAGCGCAUCAGCAGAGGGUAUGACUUCGCGGCUGUCCUGGAGUGGUUCGCCGAGCGGGUGGACCGCAUCAUCCUGCUCUUCGACGCCCACAAGCUGGACAUCUCUGACGAGUUCUCCGAAGUCAUCAAGGCCCUCAAGAACCACGAGGACAAGAUCCGAGUGGUGCUGAACAAGGCCGACCAGAUCGAGACCCAGCAGCUGAUGCGGGUGUACGGGGCCCUCAUGUGGUCCCUGGGGAAGAUCAUCAACACCCCUGAGGUGGUCCGGGUCUACAUCGGCUCCUUCUGGUCGCACCCCCUCCUCAUCGCCGACAACCGCAAGCUCUUCGAGGCCGAGGAGCAGGACCUCUUCAAAGACAUCCAGUCCCUGCCCCGGAAUGCCGCCCUGAGGAAGCUCAACGACCUGAUCAAGAGGGCCAGGCUGGCCAAGGUCCACGCCUACAUCAUCAGUUCCCUCAAGAAGGAGAUGCCCAAUGUCUUCGGUAAAGAGAGCAAAAAGAAAGAGCUGGUGAACAACCUGGGCGAGAUCUACGCCAAGAUUGAGCGGGAGCAUCAGAUAUCCCCCGGCGACUUCCCGAGCCUCCGCAAGAUGCAGGAACUCCUGCAGACCCAGGACUUCAGCAAGUUCCAGGCCUUGAAGCCCAAGCUGCUGGACACAGUGGACGACAUGCUGGCCAACGACAUCGCGCGGCUGAUGGUGAUGGUGCGCCAGGAGGAGUCCCUGAUGCCCUCCCAGGCCGUGAAGGGCGGCGCCUUCGACGGCACCAUGAACGGGCCCUUCGGGCACGGCUACGGCGAGGGGGCUGGUGAAGGCAUAGAUGACGUCGAGUGGGUGGUGGGCAAGGACAAGCCCACCUACGACGAGAUCUUCUACACAUUGUCGCCUGUCAACGGCAAGAUCACGGGCGCCAACGCCAAGAAGGAGAUGGUGAAGUCCAAGCUGCCCAACACGGUGCUGGGGAAGAUCUGGAAGCUGGCCGACGUGGACAAGGACGGGCUGCUGGACGAUGAGGAGUUUGCCCUGGCCAACCACCUCAUCAAGGUCAAGCUGGAGGGCCACGAGCUGCCCACUGACCUGCCCCCACACCUGAUCCCCCCAUCCAAGCGGAGGCUCGAGUGACCACCCGGUCCCCGUGCGUCCAGCCAUCUCAGCGCCCAGCCAGGCGGACACUAGGGGGAGGGAAAGGGUCACCAGUUCUCAAGGUCUAUAAAGACUGAGUGGCUGUUCCCUCAGCUCUUGAAAAGGAAAACCACCAUCGUUCUUUCAAGCUGUGCCUGGGCCCAGCAGGGGAGGCGGGUGAGACUCGUAUGUGAAUGAUGGAAUUUUAUGCACAAGAACUAUGGAUAUUUUUAAUAUAUAACAUUGGAGGCGGCCUUCUUUCUUGCCUCCUCUUCCGUCUGACAGCCCCACGCCUUCACGCACACAGCUCUGCUCGCCCCGCCUCCGCUCUGGAUGCACAGCACUACGGCCACCGUGACCGUCCCAGCUGGCCUGGCCUGGCCGCUGCCGGACCCUGGGGCCGUGUGUGGACAGGAAUGACAUGUUGAUUCCUAAACCGAGUCUUGUUGCUUCCAGCCAGCGGCUUCCUCCCCGUGCUCCCGGCCCCACUGCUGCUCGUGCCUCCACCGCCCUCAGCCCCCUGGGCACCGGCCUGCCCUUCGCUCACAUGGGCUCCCACCCCUCAAGUGGCAGGCCCAGCUGCCUUUUGCAGGGGGGUCAGGAGGAUGGGUGGGUGUGAGAGAAAAUGUUUUUCAGAAAAAUAUAUAAGCUAGUUUUGGUUCCGUAAAAGUAAUGCCUUUUAUACUUGACCAAAUUUUCCAGUAACUUCCCAGCCACUCGUUCAGAAACUGUGAUUUUUGUCACCUUUCACACACUCCAACUUGGGGGGCAGUUCCCCCCCCAGGACCCAUUAGACAUGAGUGCGUGCAGAGCUCACCCCACGGGGGACCCCAGAGGUGGCUAUGUGCUGCACCCUCAGUUUCCUGGGACAUUCUAGGGUACCUCCCUGCCCCACCUUUGGGGGGUGCUGGGUCCUCAUGGACCUGGUAUGGCUUGGUGCGCCAGCCCUGGCCUAGUGGCCAGCGACCAGGGACAACCCGCUCCUUCCCUGUUUCACCGCCCUCCCCCCUCAUUUCCCAGGGAAGCCCUCUCCUUCCUUCCUUCCCUUGAGCGAAGGGUGUCACAUGACUUGGAGGUCCUUCGAACACCUUCUCCAGGUGAGCAAUAACCGAGAACCAGCGAGAGGCAGGCUCAGUCUGCCUCACUGUUGUGCCUCAGCCAGGCUGUGUGAGGUCUGGGGGCCCGGGCGGCCAUCGCAGAGCCACCGUGGCAGGGGGAGCGGGGUUCCCACCGGGCACUCUCAUGGGGGUCUCUGGGACCCUGCACUCGGACCUCUCUGGCCCCAGCCCACCCUCCCAGGGCUGCCCUCCAGGCUUCUGUCUGCUGGGUCCGAGUGCCUGGCAGCUGGCUUGGUUCCAUCCAGCUGGCCUUGGCCACCCCCCCCACGGUAACAGGUGGGAAGGAAGGCGCACCAUCAGGUCUUCACCGUCGGGCGCAGUGGCGAAUCCACGCUUGCCUGUUGGAAGAAAAGCGGCCUUUUUCUCCCAUUAAAAAAGUUUAACUGUG